Messenger RNA from Adineta steineri, 855 nucleotides. NCBI's taxonomy places the organism in Eukaryota, Metazoa, Rotifera, Eurotatoria, Adinetida, Adinetidae. The record is from the annotation of a GenBank genome assembly.
AUGCAAAUCAUGUGGGGAUUUUUUUUUGGAUAUGGGAACGGAACUUUUGAUACAUUAACAACAUUAUCUACCGGAAAUAACAGUCAACCUUAUGAAAUCACGGUAGCUAAUUUCAAUGGUGACAAUUACUUAGAUAUUGCUGUUACUAACGAAUACGGAAAUAAUGUUGGUGUGUUUCUUGGAAAGGGUAAUAGAACUUUUUCAGCACAAACAACCUUCGCUACUGGCUUUAGUAGUCACCCACAUUGGAUUGUUGCAGUUGAUUUUAACAAUGAUAGUUAUAUAGACAUCGCUGUCGUAAAUUUUGUUGAUAGAAAUAUUGGUGUAUUUAUUGGGCAUGGUAAUGGAACGUUUGAUGCACAACAAACGUAUUUUGCUGGAGGUUAUUAUUAUGUAAAUAGUUUCGCCAUUGGUGAUUUUAACAGUGACGGUCAUCUCGACGUUGCUGUUUCAUAUGUCUAUUCUUAUAAUAAUGCAGGUGGUCUGGGUAUAUUAUUCGGAUGUGGUAAUGGAACUUUGAAUGGAAGAAAGAUAUUUAACAUGGGAACUACAUCAGUAACGUCGAAAAUUACUGUCGGUGAUUUCAAUGGAGAUGGCCACUUGGACGUCGUUGUUUGUUCUGGAGAUCACCUUGGUUUAAAUGUUUUAGUUGGAGAUGGAAAUGGAGAUUUUGGAUUGCAAACGAUGGCUUGGAAUCAAUCACGUGGUUCUUGGGUUACACUCAAUGUCGGUGAUUUUAAUGGUGAUGGUUAUCAAGAUAUAGUUUAUACGGACGACUCUGGUAAUCUGUAUAUUUUUUUGAACACAGGACAAUGCUACCAAAAUAAGACUCUCGAGACAAGCACACGCGUCUAA